GCUGCGCGGCGCUUUCGCCUGGAGUUCUACUUAUGGUCGGCGCCAUUCUGGGAGGCGGGUCUCAGCCAUGGAGGCCGCGAACCCUUGGGACCCGGUGUCCGCGCCAACCGCUGCCGGGCUAGUGCUGGGCCGUUUCGUAGCAUCGGGGUUUGUCACUCAGGAGAUGUUAAAUAUAUCUAAGAAAUCAGCUUCUUGUUUUGUGAACUUCUCCAAGCUACAGCAGAUCACAAAUAUUCAAGCUGAAAUCAACCAGAAAAACCUGGAAAUUGCACUUCUAAGACUAGAAAAGGAUACAGCUGAUGUUGUUCAUCCUUCCUUUUUGGAUGAAAAGUGUCAUACUCUACAAAAUAUGAAUAAUCAUUUGGAAGCAGUGCUAAAAGAGAAGAGGUCCCUCAGGCAAAGACUGUUGAAACCUAUGUGCCAGGAAAACCUGCCUAUUGAAUCUGUUUAUCACAGAUACAUGGUACAUUUGUUGGAGUUGGCAGUGACUUUCAUUGAGAGAUUAGAAACCCAUCUUGAAACAAUUAGAAAUAUCCCUCAUUUAGAUGCAAAUCUAAAGAAAAUGAGCAAAGCUUUAGCAAAGAUGGAUAUUUUGGUGACUGAGACAGAAGAAUUGGCAGAGAAUAUACUCAAGUGGCGAGAACAACAAAAGGAAAUUUCCUCUUGUAUCCCCAAAAUAUUAGCUGAAGAAAAUUAUCUUCAUAAAUAUGGUAUUAUAAUGCCUUCUUUACCUUAUUCUUCUAAAGUUCAUGUCUAAACUAUUAAUGCCAAGUGAUUCAACUGUUUAUAUUUUGCUUAAUUAUGUGUAGUCAUGUGAAGUCCGUUUCUAGUCAGUGGUAACAUGGGUAUUUAUCGGCUUUGCUGCUAGUAAUGCUGAAAGAUGAAAGAGCCCUAUUUAUAUUGUAGUACUAAGAUUCCAAAUUCAUUAAAACCAAAAUAAAUUUUUCUGUUAAUAUAUUCAUUCCACUUUUCAAUAAAACUCGUGAAGAUCAAAUAUAGCUAUCACAAUUUAUUAACAUGAGUGUAUUAUCCAUAUUUCCAUAUCUCAGGCAGCAGACUCUAUUUUCUUUUUUUAAUGCUUGUUUCUGAUUUACAAGAGUCUUCUUCAAUCUGAAGGUAUGUUGGUUAUUCCUGUGUGGUUGACAUUAAAUGUGCAGAAAUGAGUAACAUAGCAGGCCUGACUGCUAUCUUUUGAAAGACUUGCUUGCAAGGUGGGUCCUUUACUGGCAUCUGGGAACUUAGAUUUCAAGAGGGUUCCUUCCACUCUCACUGAUAAAAGCUCUCUGUGACUAAGCUAUUUGUACAGUGAGGUUUGUGCUGAACACCUACUUUCCUCCUGGGAGUCUAGAAUUUUGGUACAUACUAGGCAGAAGAUACGUAUGUGACUAGCCUGCAAAAAUAAUCCUGGGCAUUGUAUCUGUUUCAUGGUAAACAUUUCACACAUCACGACUCAGUUGCUGGGGAAAUUAAGCACGUUCUACACUAUGUGACUCCACUGGCAGAGGACUCUGGAAGCUGUACCUGGUUUACGCCGGCCUUUGCCCUGUGCACCUUUUCUCUUUGCUGUUUUGUUUUUAUGCCUUCACUGUAAUAAAUCGUAGUCGUGAAUACAAUGAUAUGCUGAGUCCUGUGAAUCCUCCAAGCAUAUCAUCAAACUUGGGUGGGGUGGGUCUUGGGGACCCUGACACACUAAGCAAUUCCCGAGGAUGUUCACUGGCAGCCUUAGGAAUAGGCAAAGAAGAAAGGCAGAGCAAAGCAAAGAAAAAGGCCCAUUUUGAUAAAUGGUUUACUUUACAAAAUGCUGAAAUAUUUUACCUAUCUGAGAUUAUUGUGCAUAAGGAAUUGGAAUUCUAAGACUUACUAAGCCUCAGGAUGUAUUCAUUUGUAUCAGCACUAUAGCUACCCCUGGCUUAUUUUCCGAUUUGGGGUUCUCUUUUGCUUUAAAAUGUAUGCAUCAGUAUUUUUAUACUAUCGUAUUCUCUGUAU
Molecule: messenger RNA, 1986 nt
Organism: Hipposideros armiger (great roundleaf bat)
Lineage: Eukaryota; Metazoa; Chordata; Mammalia; Chiroptera; Hipposideridae
Gene: HAUS2
Product: HAUS augmin like complex subunit 2
Exons: 6
Coding region: 68-757 (229 amino acids)
Biological process (GO): microtubule nucleation; spindle assembly; centrosome cycle
Cellular component (GO): mitotic spindle microtubule; centrosome; HAUS complex
Source: RefSeq, a predicted model, not a curated record